Molecule: messenger RNA, 1185 nt
Organism: Notechis scutatus (mainland tiger snake)
Lineage: Eukaryota; Metazoa; Chordata; Lepidosauria; Squamata; Elapidae
Source: RefSeq, a predicted model, not a curated record
GCCCUUCUCCUGCCCCUCUGGACUACCAUGGAGGGGAUGGCUCUCUAUCUGGUGGCUGCUCUGUUGAUUGGUUUUCCGGGGUCUUCUCACGGGGCUCUUUACACUCUCAUCACCCCUGGUGUUCUGCGAACAGACACAGAAGAGCAAAUUUUGGUGGAAGCCCAUGGAGACAAUGCUCCAAAACAGCCUGUUAUCUCUGUUCAUGAUUUUCCAAGGAGACAGAAAACCUUGUUCCAAACCAGAGUAGAUAUGAAUCCAGCGGGAGGCAUGCUUGUUACUCCAACUAUAAAGAUUCCUGCAAAAGAACUGAAUAAGGAAUCCAGGCAAAAUCAGUAUGUGGUUGUGAAAGUAAGUGGUCUGCCAUUGGAACUAGAAAAGGUGGUUCUCCUUUCUUACCAGAGUGGCUUUGUGUUCAUCCAGACUGAUAAAGGCAUCUAUACACCAGGCUCUCCAGUGCGCUAUCGUGUCUUUUCUAUGGAUUACAACAUGCACAGGAUGGACAAAACUGUGAUUGUCGAGUUUCAGACUCCAGAAGGCGUUGUUGUCAAUUCUAAUCCAGUCAAUCCAUCUUCAGUCUUGAUCCGGCCUUACAAUUUACCAGAGCUUGUCAGUUUUGGGACAUGGAAGGCUGUGGCCAAAUAUGAACAUUCACCAGAAGAGAGCUAUACUGCAUAUUUUGAUGUCAGAGAAUAUGUGUUACCAAGCUUUGAAGUCCGUCUGCAACCAUCAGAUAAGUUUCUUUACAUUGAUGGCAAUAAAAAUUUCCACGUGUCUAUCACCGCAAGGUACUUGUAUGGAAAGAAAGUGGAAGGUGUGGCCUUUGUCCUCUUUGGAGUGAAAAUAGAUGAUGCUAAAAAGAGUAUUCCGGACUCACUCACGAGAAUUCCGAUUAUUGAUGGAGAUGGGGAAGCAAUACUAAAAAGAGAUACACUACGUUCUCGAUUUCAAAAUCUCAAUGAGCUUGUUGGUCAUACUCUAUAUGCAUCUGUAACAGUCAUGACAGAAUCAGGCAGUGAUAUGGUAGUGACUGAGCAAAGCGGCAUUCAUAUUGUGACAUCUCCCUAUCAGAUCUACUUCACAAAAACCCCCAAAUAUUUCAAGCCAGGAAUGCCAUAUGAACUGACGGUGUAUGUUACCAACCCUGAUGGCUCACCAGCUGCCAAUGUACCAGUGGUAUCAGAGGCC